AAAAAAAAAAAAAAAAAAGUUUGGUGAAAUCUCGGAGAACUUUUUGGCUUUUGCGGGAACUUUUCCACGCAACGUUACGCUAAUAUACCUGCGGGUUUAUGAGCAGCUUAUAAGUCGAACCCGGAGCAGAAUAUACGUUUAUUUACCUGGACACUUUAACCGCUGAGCAUGUCGACGAGCGCCCUGUACAACGACCAAGGCGGAGCGGAGGCUGCCGUGGAAGCGGGUCAGGAGAGCACCCCGACCUCCUCCGGCACCGGAGCUGCCUUUGGACUUUUCAGCACCGACUUUAAAAAGAAUGAAGACCUUAAAGAGAUGUUGGAGAGCAACAAGGAGUCGCUUAAACUGGAGGCCAUGAAAAGGAUCGUUGGGCUGAUUGCCAAAGGGAAAAAUUCCUCAGAGCUGUUUCCUGCCGUGGUGAAGAACGUUGCGAGCAAGAACAUCGAGCUUAAGAAGCUUGUAUAUGUCUACCUGGUGAGGUAUGCAGAGGAGCAGCAGGACCUGGCUUUGCUAUCUAUAAGCACCUUCCAGCGGGCCCUCAAGGACCCAAACCAGUUCAUCCGGGCCAGCGCAUUGAGGGUUUUGUCCAGUAUCCGGGUGCCUAUAAUUGUCCCCAUCAUGAUGCUGGCCAUCAAGGAAGCGGCAGCUGACCUCUCCCCAUAUGUCAGGAAGACAUCGGCCCAUGCUAUCCAGAAGCUCUACAGUCUGGAUCCAGACCAGAAAGAGCAGCUGAUCGAAGUGAUAGAGAAACUAUUGAAAGACAAAAGCACACUGGUGGCCGGCAGUGUGGUGAUGGCUUUUGAGGAAGUGUGUCCAGAUCGCAUUGACCUGAUCCAUAAGAACUACAGAAAGCUGUGUAACCUGUUGGUGGAUGUGGAGGAGUGGGGGCAGGUGGUCAUCAUCUCCAUGCUGACGCGCUAUGCCAGGACGCAGUUCACCAGCCCCUGGACGGAGGGCGCCACGUUUGAUGAGAACAAUGAGAAGACGUUCUAUGAUUCUGAUUCUGAGGAGAAAAAAGAGGAGACGGAGGCCAAACCCUACAUCAUGGAUCCAGACCACAGACUGCUGCUCAGGAACACCAAACCUCUUCUGCAGAGCAGGAACACCGCUGUGGUGAUGUCUGUCGCUCAGCUCUAUUGGCAUUUAGCCCCUAAACAUGAAGUCAACAUUGUCACCAAGUCACUUGUCCGACUACUAAGAAGCCACAGAGAGGUGCAGUACAUUGUGCUUCAGAAUAUAGCCACAAUGUCCAUUCAGAGGAAGGGGAUGUUUGAGCCCUUCAUGAAGAGUUUCUAUGUGAGAUCUACAGAUGCCACACAUAUCAAAACACUGAAGUUGGAGAUCCUGACCAACCUGGCCAAUGAAGCCAACAUCUCCACUAUUCUGAGGGAAUUUCAGACCUAUGUGAAGAGUCAGGACAAGGCGUUUGCGGCGGCCACCAUUCAGGCCAUCGGCAGGUGUGCCACCAACAUCUCUGAGGUGACAGACACGUGUCUCAACGGUCUGGUGCUGCUGCUUUCCAACAGAGACGAGACCGUGGUGGCUGAGAGCGUGGUGGUGAUAAAGAAGUUGCUUCAGACUCAGCCCACCCAGCACAGUGAGAUCAUCAAACACAUGGCCAAACUCUUCGACAACAUCACUGUCCCCAUGGCUCGAGCCAGCAUCCUGUGGCUGAUGGGAGAGUACUGUGAGAGGGUGCCAAAAAUUGCACCUGAUGUUCUCCGUAAGAUGGCAAAGACUUUCACAGCAGAGGAGGACAUUGUGAAGCUGCAGAUUGUCAACCUAGCUGCCAAACUCUACCUGACCAACUCCAAGCAGACCAAGCUGCUGACCCAGUACAUCCUGAACCUCGGCAAAUACGACCAGAACUACGAUAUCCGAGACCGAACGCGCUUCAUAAGACAGCUGAUAGUGCCCAGCGAGAAGAGCGGUGCCCUCAACAAGUAUGCUCGACGCAUCUUGCUGGCCCCCAAACCAGCCCCUGUGCUCGAGUCUGCCUUCAAAGAUCGAGACCGUUUCCAACUGGGCACGCUCUCCCACAGCAUCAAUUCUAAAGCUACUGGAUACCAGGAGCUCUCAGACUGGCCAGCUGUUGCUCCUGACCAGUCUGUGAGGAACGUGGAGGUCAUUGAGCCAGUGAAGGAGUGGGCACCAUUAGUUGGGAAGACCAAGAAAUCCAAAUCUGAUGACAAGUUCUACUCGGACGAUGAAGAGGAGAAAGAAGAAGAAGAAGGAUCUGCGAGCAGUGGCAGUGAAGACAGCAGCAGCAGCAGCGGUGAAGAGUCAGACAGUGAGAGUGAGGAGGAAAGCAGUGAGGAGUCAGAAAAGACCUCCACUGAUUCUGGAAAGAGUUCCAGUGGAUCUGAAAACAGCUCGAGUGAAUCUGAAUCGGAACAAAAAAAGAAGAAAAAGACCAAGAAGGCACCGCAGAAGAAAAGCAAGCCAACUGCUGCUGACAGACAGGUCACCACUCCAUCUUUCGGCCCUGUGAAAACCUAUGAGCUGCUUCACCAUAUGACAGGAAAAGGUCUGUCAGCCAAGUAUCAUUUCCCCCGGCAGCCCUGUUUGUACCAGCCCAGUAUGGUGGCUGUACAGGUCAUACUGACCAACAGCUCAGACCACAGCCUGGAGGAGAUCCAUAUAGGAGAACGAAGCCCAGCGAGCCUUAACAUCCACUGCUUUAACACCAUCGGUGACGCUGGAGCCAGAGCCUCUGUGACGGUUUCCAUGGGUAUUGACUUCAGCGACUCGACACAAGCAGCCAACUUCCAGUUGUGCACCAAGGAGGACCAGUUCAAUGUGUCCAUCCAGCCUGCUGUGGGAGAGCUGUUAAUGCCCAGUACCAUGACAGAACAGGACUUCACCAAGGAGCAAGGUGAGUUACUGGCUGGUUGCACCGGGCACGGCUUCGAUCACAGCCACACGAGGCAAAUGCUUGAGGUCCAUUUAUUGGAGAUGAUGGCAUUCCUCACUGACAAAAUCCACAGUCAGCGAGAAGCCUCUGUAGUCUGUUUGUCCUCUCCUUCCCCUCACGUCCGUCUGCCCUUCGAGUGCAGCGCUGCAGUCUGUCCGUAUGGGCGAGCUCUGGAGAUGCGUGGAGGGUUCCUGGUUCUAAUUGGGGCUAAUAGCUCUGGCCAUCUGCCUGAUUUGGCCCAAGUCUGCAGGGACGGUAUCCAAGGAAACGGUGGACUGAGAAUUCUCCCGAUGGCCCAGAGGGAGCGGCCCACGUUCUCUGACCCCACCUGCAGGUUCGCCGGGCGGACGGUCAGCAGCGGAGCUCUGGUCCUGGUGUCGCUGGAGCUGAAGGAGUCCUCCACUGCUCUGCUUACUAUCAACACAGAGAAGAGCGUCAUGGCGUCCAUGUUGCUCCGAGACCUUAAACAAGCCCUCGCCCAGGCGUAGAGUCCCUCCCCUCCACUCCUCCCCACUUCCUUUAGUAAAGGUAAAGGGGAAGAGCACUUUAUUAAAGAUUGCAUACAUUUUAUUUCUGUGGUUAAGGACAAUUCAGGCGGUACUUGCAAACAUGUGGCACUUUAAUCCAAAAUACAGAAACCGUAGAACUACAGCUCGAACCUGGGUGUUCACAGAGAAUAAACUGGAAACAAUGGAAGCGCGCUCAUGCAGCACUUCUUAUUUUUAUGGUCUGUGGUUUUGGAAAGGAUUGUCCUGAAUCGCAGGAAUAACUUUGUGAAAAUCUUGAAUAAGGUGAUGAAUUCCUUUUUAAAACACACAGAAGGCAUCAUAGCAGUGGUAAUAAAAUGUAAAAAUUGACACCUAAACGUGACACCAGUCCAUCACAAAAAUGUCAAACAAACUGGCCAUUUACCUCACUGGUGACCAUUUAAAUGUCAAUGCCAAGCAUCAUUAUGUACAAACGGCUGUACAUGCAUUGUGGGGAGAGAGAGUGCAUCGCUGCCACACUCACAGUGGGCCAAUUUGUCUUUAGUGUUUAUACAAACUGAGAUACUCCACUAAAACAUUGAUGUCUGACUGUAUUUCAGUGGCAUUUGUGCCCGAGCCAAGCGACCCUGUGUUUCCAUUGACUUUAUCUCUUUAGUGCCGAGAAAAGGGAGGAUUUCUCUGCGCCAUGUCAACCCACUGUCAUUAAUACACUAUAAACAUUUGGGAGCUGUUGCGCCACCAAACUGGCCUCUGAUGUAGUUUUACAUUCCAACCUUUACCCUGCCCCCCCAAAUCACAUUUAUUAAAGUGCCUUCUACAUGAAAAUAAUGUUAUUUAGAAAACCAAACAUAUAUGUUAGACUUAAAUCAACGUGGUCUUUUUAUUUGUAUUGCUUUUGCUGAACAAUAAAAAGUGAAUUUAUUAAAAUAACCCUUUUUUGUCUUUGCUAAUAAUAACUCCUCAGUC
Messenger RNA from Morone saxatilis (striped sea-bass), 4368 nucleotides. It is a transcript of the gene ap3b1a, whose product is annotated as adaptor related protein complex 3 subunit beta 1a. The transcript has 27 exons. Gene Ontology annotation, biological process: intracellular protein transport; anterograde synaptic vesicle transport; vesicle-mediated transport. The record is from RefSeq and is a predicted model, not a curated record. Lineage: Eukaryota; Metazoa; Chordata; Actinopteri; Moronidae. Gene Ontology annotation, cellular component: membrane coat; AP-3 adaptor complex. The coding region runs from base 169 to 3402 and encodes 1077 amino acids.